Microtus oregoni (creeping vole) is the source of this 1000-nucleotide messenger RNA. RefSeq names its product transforming growth factor beta receptor 3 like (gene Tgfbr3l). NCBI's taxonomy places the organism in Eukaryota, Metazoa, Chordata, Mammalia, Rodentia, Cricetidae. The transcript is spliced from 7 exons. The record is from RefSeq and is a predicted model, not a curated record. The coding region runs from base 1 to 864 and encodes 287 amino acids.
AUGGUGGGCACCACACUCCUGCUCCUGGCCCUGCUCCCUGGGACCGCCACUGUGCUCAAUGAACAACUUGCACUCCCGUUCCCUGGGGCCCCUGGCCCCUGGCUGCGCAGACCCCUUUUCAGUCUGGAUUUAUCAGACACAGAGGAUUCAUUUCCCCGCCGCACUGGACCACUGGAGGUUCCAGCCGACAGCCAUGUGUUUGUGCAGGCGGCUCUGGCCCGUCCUUCACCGAGAUGGGGCCUGGCCCUGCACCGCUGCUCCCUAACGCCUUCCUCACGCCCGGCCCUGGGGCCUGCUCUGGUGCUUCUACGUGGGGGCUGCCCCGCCGACGCCUCUGUCAGCUUCUCACCACCUCCACACCCGGAUGCUGCUCGCCCCGCACGCUUCAGCUUCCGCCUGCGCCCGGUAUUCAACGCCUCAGUGCAGUUCUUGCACUGCCAGAUAAGCCGUUGCCGUCGUAGCCAGCGCCACCGGGCUGUCCGCCAGACACCAACGCCUCUGACCCCGCCGGCGCCUCCGCAGUGUCUGCCUCAGGAUGAGGCAUGCGCAGGCAGCGGUGAGAGCCUUGGUACCGACAGCCCGCUCCUGCACACUCUGACGCAGCCCAUCGUGGUCACAGUACCUCGUCCGCCCCCUAGGCCGUCCAAGAGUAUCCCAGGCAGGGCCGUGCGCCCCGAGCCGUCCGCUCCAGCCGCUGCAGCCUUGGAGCCGGCACCAGUGGUGGCGUUGGUGUUAGCGGCAUUCGUGCUGGGUGCUGCGCUAGCUGCAGGGCUCGGUCUCGUCUGCGCGCACUCAGCACCUCCAGCUCCCGGCCAGCCUCUUAGAGCUUCGCCCAGCGGCUCUCAGCUCCAGAGGUCCUCGUAGGCAGAGACGCCACAACCCGGUGAAGUCCUCCGAUGCAUCCAGUCAUGGAUUCAGAACCUUUUGGGAGGACUUCUGCACGUCUCUCCUCCAUCACCCCCUUCUCGUCUUUACUCCCCUGGUUCAAAAUAAAUUGCUG